GUAUAAUUAGCCCUUCUCUACCGUGGAAUAAGGCGACCGCCGCCGGUCGCCGGAAUCACUCACACAGCCGCCGAUGAAGCAUUAUAUAAUACGCUCGCGAUGGAGCUCCUUGUUCUCCGUUCGCCGUCUCACUCAACGGUCACUGAUUUCACUUCAUCCUAUCAUUCUCCCAUCAUCCUCGAAUAUGGGUUUCUCCAAUUAUUCUCCAACAAAUGACAGGAAGAACUGUAGGUCUCACGCUUUCCUUUUCUCCACUCUCAUUCAACUGUUCUUGACCUGCAAUAGACUCUCAAGAGCUUGUGAGGCAUUCUCUGCAAUGAGGUUCAUUUUCAACUUCGUUCCGCCUGACUUAUACUACUGGAACUGCUUGCUCCGCGAUUUCAAUUCCGCUGGUUUGGUCUCUCAGGUAUGGCUCGUGUAUUGCGAUAUGCUUUCAUGUGGGUUUGUGCCAAAUGUAGCUACACGCAAUAUAGCGAUUCAUUCUUUGUGCAAAGUUGGGAACUUGAACUUGGCACUUGAUUUGCUCAGGAUAAACACAACCCAUCACCCCGAAAUUGAUACUGUUACUUACAAUACAAUCAUUUGGGGGUUUUGCAGACUGGGACUUGUCCAUCAGGCUCUUGGAUUGGUUUCGGAUAUGGUCAAGAAAGGUGUUCCUCUUGAUUCUUACACUUGCAACAUUUUGAUUAAAGGUUUUUGCGACAUCGGGCAGUUAGAAUAUGCCCACUUGUUUAUGAUUAGUAUUGUAGAUUUAGCAGAGCCUUAUCCUGAUACAGUGACUUUAAAUACAUUGAUUGAUGGGUACUGCAAAACUGGUGAGGUUAAUACUGCUGAGGACUUGAUAGAGAGUAUGCCAAAAGAGGGGCUGCUACCGGACAUUGUCACUUACAAUACUAUAAUUGAUAGGUUAUGCAAAACAGGAGAUUUUAACCGUGCCAGUUACUUCAUAAAUGAAUCAGUGGAUGUAAAAGGAUCAAAUUCAACCCAGAAUUUGUUCAUGUAUACAUCGCUUAUUAAUGGGUACUGCAAGUGGAUGGGGCUUGAGCAAGCGCUGUCUAUCUAUGAGGAAAUAUUGGUGGGUGGUCUUGUACCUGAUGUUGUAACUUAUAGCUCAAUGAUCAAUGCUUUCUGCAAGAACAGGAGGUUAGAGGAAGCCAAACUGCUUUUAGAUGAGAUGAGGAAAAUGGCCGUGGAUCCUAAUCAUGUUUCCUUCUCUACACUCAUUGAUUUCUCCUUCAAAAAAAGGGAUCUAAUGAGUGCUUUAUCACUUCAAGCACAAAUGGUAGUUCGAGGAUAUGCAUUUGAUGUUGUCAUUUGCACCAUUUUGAUGGAUGGGUUGUUUAAGGCAGGAAAACCUGCAGAAGCUGAGGAAAUGUACAAGACUCUUUGGAAAUUCAGUUUGAUUCCAGAUUGUAUUACUUAUUCUGUUAUGAUUGAUGGUUUCAGUAAAUUAGGAGAAAUGAAACGUGUAGACAGCUUACUGAACGAAAUGGAGGCAAAUAAUGUUUAUCCAGAUGUUAUUACAUAUUCCUCUGUGAUAAAUGGUCAUAUCAAGAAAGGAAUGCUCGAUUCUGCAGUUAAUAUCCUUACGAAGAUGACAUCAUCCCUAAAUAUCCUCCCAAAUACUUACACUUAUGCUUCGUUGAUUGACGGCUGUUUCAAGUUGGGAAAACGUGAUGUUGCCUUUAGCUUAUACGAAGAGAUGAAGUCAAAAGGGGUAGAUGAGAAUCAUUUUGUUCUCGAUUCUUUUAUCAAUUGUUUAAAACGAGAAGGGAAGUUUGAACAGGCUGAGGAAUUGUUCAGGGAUUUAGUAUCGAAAGGAUUAACACCCGAUUGUGCUAACUACACUUCGAUGAUGGAUGUAUUCUUCAAAGCAGGAAAUGAGUCAGCUGCACUUAGUAUGGCUCAAGAAAUGUCUACGAGAAAUAUAGGACUCGACACUAUUGCAUACAAUGUCCUUAUAAACGGUUUAUCAAAGCUGGGAAACUAUAGAACCGAGACUCUUUACGAUGGAAUUAAACAGUCUGGUUUGGUUCCUGAUUUGGCUACUUACAACACUUUGAUCGGGGCUUAUUGUAGAGAAGGGAAUCUGCAAGAUGCUAUCAAUCUGUGGGAUGGAAUGAAGAAUGACGGGCUAAUUCCUAAUUCGAUUACUUGUAACUCUAUGAUCGGCGGGCUCUGUGUAGGAGGUAAUGUCAAAAAAGCAAUGGAUUUGUUGAGUGAAAUGUCAAAAAUGGGCUUUCAACCGACUCCAACCACUCAUAGGCUUGUCCUUAAUGCAGUCUCUGUAGAACAGAGGGUAAGGGCGGACACAAUUGUGUCGAUUCACGAGCAGCUUGUGGGUAUGGGACUUAAACAGAGUCAGAUGACUUACAAUAAUCUAAUGUCAAUCUUAUGUAAACUAGGAAUGACAAGAAAGGCCACUUUAAUGUUAGAUAAGAUGAUAAGAGAAGGUAUGGAGGUUGAUACCAAUACCUACAAUGCCCUUAUACGUGGAUAUUGUAAAAGCGCUCAUAUAAAGAGGGCUUUCGCAACUUAUUCUCAUAUGUUAGUUAAAGGAAUUUCUCCUAAUAUUACUACCUAUAACUCUCUUCUUGGUUCCCUACUGAAUUCUGGUAUGGAGGAUGAGGUUUUGAAACUGAUUGAUGAAAUGAAGGGAAAAGGGUUUCUGCCUACUGCUAACACGUAUGAUAUUUUGAUUUCUGGACAUGCGAAACUAGGAAACAAGAAGGAAUCUAUCAAGUACUACUGUGAAAUGAUAAGCAAAGGCUUUCUUCCCAGGACUAGCACUUAUAAUGCUUUAAUCAAUGAUUUUGCUUCAGAUGGAAAAAUGAAACAAGCUAGAGAGCUUAUGAAUGAGAUGAAAUCUAGAGGAGUGUUGAUUAGUUCUUCGACUUAUGACAUAUUGAUUAGCGGUUGGUGCAGGCUAUCGAAACACGUGGAGCUAGAGAAGAAAUUGAGAAAAAUGUAUAGAGUUGAGGCAAAAAACUUAAUCAAGGAGAUGCAUGAGAAAGGCUUUGUCCCUUGUGAAACUACACUUGAUUGUAUUAGUUCUGCACUUGCUAAACCUGGAAAAAAAGUCGAUGUUAGGAGGUUAUUGGAUAAACUAUACAAAGGGAAAGAAUAGUUAAAGGAAUUUUUCUACUGUUUACAGAAACAAUCUCGGUUAUUGGGUGUUCAAUCAUAUUACCACCCUUCUUUACCUUUGGGUAUUGGAUGAGAUUAGAGCUAAAGAUCAUCCACCUUUGUCGGUUUUAUAUGGUAGUAGGCAAUCUUCUAGAUUUGUUAUUUCCAUACACAAAGGGACAAAUUAUACGGGUCAACAGAUAAAGUUGCAUCCCAAGCACCAGGUCCAGAAGAAGUAGUAGAAGCAAUCGGGGAGCCCCUCCAAUACAAGACAUGGUUCUUGAAAGUCUCCAUCCACUGUGAAGGCUGCAAAAGGAAGGUCAAGAGAAUACUCAACAGCAUUGAAG
Messenger RNA from Impatiens glandulifera, 3473 nucleotides. Its product is annotated as pentatricopeptide repeat-containing protein At5g14770, mitochondrial-like. The transcript has 4 exons. Gene Ontology annotation, molecular function: protein binding. The coding region runs from base 74 to 3127 and encodes 1017 amino acids. Lineage: Eukaryota; Viridiplantae; Streptophyta; Magnoliopsida; Ericales; Balsaminaceae. The record is from RefSeq and is a predicted model, not a curated record.